Molecule: messenger RNA, 840 nt
Organism: Diachasmimorpha longicaudata
Lineage: Eukaryota; Metazoa; Arthropoda; Insecta; Hymenoptera; Braconidae
Exons: 2
Coding region: 1-840 (279 amino acids)
Source: RefSeq, a predicted model, not a curated record
AUGAUUUCCGCGGUGGAGUUCAAUGCUCUGGUAUGUGUCAUACUUUUUGUUGGGGUGAAUGCACUUGCCGAAAUGGUGAAACCGAUUUUUGGUGGACGUGGUGUUUAUUAUUUGAGGAAUGUAUUUCCUGUCGAUACUUAUUCGAAUAAACGUUUGAUCAUCUCACGACAUAUUAGAUUGCUGCUACAACCUCCAAAGCAAGAUCACGAGACUUCUAAAGGACUCUUCAAGCUCGUCGAUGAUACUCGCCAGCACAUUGAGAUGUUGCGAGCCAUGGAAGUGGAACCCUGUGAGGAGAUGAUAGUGAUUGUCCUUGAAGACGCAUUACAUCGGCUGACGGCUGACGAUUGGGAUAAAACCUUGGGGAAGAAUUCAUUUCCCAAACUUGAUGACUUACUGGAAUUCAUGUCGCAUAGGGCGACAAGAUUAGCAAGCAGAGAAAUGAUCAAGACGGCUUCAUCAAAUGCAAUGAUCAGCAGUAACCAGUCAGAUGACCGUAGAGGACUCAAGAGGACACAUGCACGGGCAUUCCUAUCCAGCACUGAAAGAGUGGAACGAGAUUGUUCAAUAUGUAACAAGGAAUCUCAUCCACUAUUCAAAUGUGAAUGUUUCAAAUCAAUGUCAGCAGCACAACGAUUUCAAAUUGCUAAAGAAAAAGCGUACUGCUACAAUUGUUUGAGGAACAAUCAUCGGAGCAGUGAUUGCUAUUCUACCUCCAGUUGUCGAGUGUGUUCGGAAAGACAUAAUACUCUCCUUCAUGCUGCAUUCAACCCCAAGAAAAAUGACAAGCCACACCAGGAUAACAAGGAAGAACUGCUAGGACAAACCUCUUCUAGCUGA